GUGUGUGUAUAUAAAGCCAUGACAGCAGCACUGAUUAACAUACAUUACAUCUCUCUGUCUUGUUCAUUACGUCCACUCGUUCGACAACAGGAACCAUGAAGAUACUGUUUUUCGUUGCGGUUGUUUUAUUUGCCGGGCCGGUGCAGCGGUCUCAGGGCGUCGAUCCAGGGGGCGAUUUUUGUUAUCAGCAGAAAGACAGAUGUAGCCAGAUGCUUCCCACCAUGGACCUGUGGUUCAACUGGCCUACUUUCAAUAACACGCAGCUCCGGGACUUUUGCCUGAAAUUAACAGAGUUGAAGACAUGCACGACCCAGUUAAAGAGUAACCUGGGAUGUAACGAGACCGCCAUCACACUGGAGGCUGAGAGCGCUAACGCAGCCUACCUGUGCAGUGACGCUGGCAAGAAGAAUUACCAGGACAACCUAGCUUGUUUUACUGAGAGCAGUAGGACCACGGCCGUCGCCAGCUGCUACACAGAUCACCUGGAACAAGCUUUUCUGCCUCCAAGCGCAGUAGACAGCGCAGACAGGGCCAGGAACUCGGACAGCGCUGAUGAGAUUUGCUAUAAACUGAACGAAUACGUUAACUGCACAGGGACAGCGUUCAGCACAUGUCGCGCGGCAGCAAGAGAAGUGGCCACGAUGACGGCACUAGGACUAUACAAAGUCUACAUGCUUGAUCCACAGAUCACGCUUAAAGAGUGUACCAUCAAUAUGGAGGUGAUGAUUACCACCACCCCCGGGUCAACUAACCAGGGGUCAACGAGUGGAGCGAGGUCAAGGUCGUGGGGUUAUGGCGCACACGUCGUCACCGGCAUGUUGAGUCUUGCUGUCCUUGCACUGUCAUAGAUGUCGCUGCAGUAAUCACUUUUUUCUGUCAUCAUUGUCAUUACCAUUAUUGUCAUUGUUAGAAUUGUAAAUCAAUCGUGGUGACAGCGUUGAUCGUUGUUACUUUGAGUAUGACGUUUGUCUAAUCUGCUGGAGAGACUUAAAAAUUAGGAGAACUAGGCGGGGAUCAUUUUCGCAGUCUUUUAAAUGUCGCUUAAAAUUACAUUUAAAUUUAAUUUUAAAACUGUGAAGUCUAUCUUCCAAAUACUUUGAAGUCCAUACAGAACCACAAGACAUAUUUAUUGUAUGUUUCCUGAUUUUUUUUUCAAUAAAAAAACAUUAUUUAAGUAA
Lingula anatina is the source of this 1178-nucleotide messenger RNA. RefSeq lists its product as uncharacterized. NCBI's taxonomy places the organism in Eukaryota, Metazoa, Brachiopoda, Lingulata, Lingulida, Lingulidae. The record is from RefSeq and is a predicted model, not a curated record.